This is a messenger RNA of Zingiber officinale, 3375 nucleotides long. RefSeq lists its product as uncharacterized. Lineage: Eukaryota; Viridiplantae; Streptophyta; Magnoliopsida; Zingiberales; Zingiberaceae. The transcript is spliced from 7 exons. Bases 887 to 3031 code for a protein of 714 amino acids. The record is from RefSeq and is a predicted model, not a curated record.
AGAAUGAUAGAAAUCAGCUUCUGACCUGCGACGACGCUAAUGCCGUCCCAAACUAUUCUCUCAUUUCGUUUCGAGGUUGUGGCACGUCUGCGGAAUAAAGCGGGUAGAGCACAGUGUGCAAAAGCAAAGACAAAAGUCAUCAAAGCAGUCGCCAAAAGCCGAACCUGGUAAAAAGGAAUCAGGGUCCAAAAUAGCCAUUGUCCUGUGCUCUCCCGCUGGAGUAAUAGAGAGGAGAGAGGAGCACGACCGGACGAGCACUCCAGUCAGCUCCUCCUUUUUCUUCUCAAAGCACGCUUCUUGCGGAAAAGGUGUCGUCGGAUUCUUGAUUCGAGAAGGCGUCCAGAUGUCAGCUUGGAGGAGAGUGGAGCAAGGAUCAAAAGAUUGGAUUCCUUCUUGAGGACUAUGGAAGACUGAGGAAAAAGGAAUCGCUCUGUUUCCUUCUUUGAGGUUUCCUGUGGAUUUGAUGUUUGUUGUUUGUUCAUUUCUUGUUCAGUUUCUUCCUUGGAAGCUUCAGAGCUUGAAGUUGACUGCGAAAACGAAGACUCCCUUGUGGUUCUUUUGGCUGCAUGAGCGUUGUACAAACAUUUAGCAAUCUUACUUGUUAGAUAUAUAUACUGUACACACUGGAACUUGGUUUUUGGAUUUGGAUUCGUAGCCUUUUGUGUUGCAUUUUACAGAGUGGAACUAGUUUUGAUUCGUUUCAUUGUCAAGAUCUGGUAAAAUAUGAGGAAAUGCUUGAAGUUUAGUUGAGAGCAGGAGAAAAUUUGUCUGAUUGUUCCCCUUCUCGAAGAAGGCAGUAACAGCACAAAGUUCUGUUAUUUAUGAAUCGCCUUCUCUUCUCUUCGAAUAAGAAUCUGUUUUCAGGUCCUCAAAUCCCCCUUGCUCGAUGGAAAAAAGAUCCAUUAAAAGGCCUCCACAAGUUGAGAAGGAUAGCACAGGCUGCAUGUGGCCUAUUAUUAGUUUGUUUGACUUCCACCAAAGCCAGCCUGCUCCGAGGUUACUUUCAGAUGUUCGUCCUGCAAGUUCUAGACGAGGUGGUAGAGAUUAUUCAAAAAUUAAACUUGAUAAAUCAGGCCGUAACGAAGACAAAGGUGAAAAUGUCAAGAAAGUUACUGGAACCAAGGCAAAGGGAGAUGCUGCAAGCUUUGCUAGUGUUAAAACUCUCAUGAAGGAAGAAAUGCUUCAAGAAAGGAGUAAUAAGUACGAGCUGAAUUCAGAUUCUGAUUUUAACAAUCAAACCAGGCCUCCAAGUUUGGGGUUUGAAAGUUAUUCAAAAAAUGCACGAUUGUCUCGGGACGAUAUUAUGAGUUCCAAGAAAGGCCAUCAAGUUGAAAAUGAAGAUAUGGUUAAUAAGCAAAAUAGAUCUAGGUUUUUUUGGAGUAAAGAUAAAUCAAAGGAGAUAGGAUCACCAAAAAAAAGUGAGGAUUUGGAUAAUCAAAAUCAAGCACCUGUUGAAAACCACAGAACAAGAACAAAGGAGCAAAAAAUCAAAUCCAUUCCAAACUUUUCACGUCCAUCACAUAGUAAGACAGUUGACGAGGAAGGUGAUGGAGUUAUGUCCAAUUUUUCUCUUAGGGAGAUCAAAAGAAAGAUUAAGAGUAUAAUUGGUGGGAGUAAGAAAGAACGACGAGCAAUCUCCAUGGAUGGUAUUUUACACAAAAUUCCCAUCAGGCACAAGGAUCGAGCUGACGGAGAAAAAUUGCUCAAUAAUGACAGUGUAGUUGCAAGUUCUCAAAGCAAAUCCUUGCAUGAUAAAGAAAAGCCUUCCAUUGUCUCUCCCAUUGCAAGUUCGGUCAUCAAUAACAAUAGAAUCAGAAUUGAUCCCUCUGUAGCAAAAUCAACUCCUCCUAUAUAUGAAGAAGCAAAGAAGCACCUUGUCGACAUGCUAGAUGCUGAAGGUCCAAGAACAAGCUCCCGAACAGCUCAUGUCUCCAAAUCUCUAGGGAAAUUGUUUUCUAUGCAAGAGGAUGAUGCAUUACGUAUGAAAAUGAGUCACAAAGGUGAAAAAGAGAUUGUCUUGACAUCCGAAGAAGCAGUGUCUAUCCCCUUACAGAAGUUCGAUGAAGAUGCAAACAAUUCACUAAGCCCAUCGAAACACAAUGUGGAGGUUUUGUCUUGUUCCAUUGACUAUCAAAAUGAUGAAAUUCUUGGAUUAAAAACUGAGAUUGCCAAUAAAUGUGUUGUAUCAGAUCCAAACCAUGCAGCAAAUGUACGAAAUGUGGAAACAGUGGAUGCAUUUAGCAAGUUAUUGAAUGACCAAUCAGAUGCAUCAUCAGAGUCAAAUAGCAAGGAAGCUGCUGUUGCAUGUGCAGUGUUGAAUGAAGAUUUGGCACACACUAUGAUUCAAUCAGUACCAAGUUCUUACCGCAAAGAAAGUUUCGAGACUCCUGAAAGCCCCAUAAAUAAGCCAGGGAGAUCGCCAGUUUCUGUUUUCGAGAAAUUUAUCCCAGACGACUUCACCAUUCCUAAACUCAGAGCUGUGAACUCUAUAUUUCCAACAAAAGAAGAGCGAACCACUUCAAGGACAUAUUUUGCCAAUAGGAAAGCUAGAAUCAAGUACAUUGAAGUUGUUCUGGAAGCAUCAGGGUUAAGAGCUAUUGACUUCUCGAGAUGGCAUUUGGCCAACAAUUUACUUGAGCAAUCUGUUUUUGAUGAAGUAGGGAUUUCAUGCUAUCAACAGAUAGAUGAUCUAAAGCUCCUAUUUGACUGCAUUUAUGAGGCUCUCAAGGAGAUACAGGAGAAGUUCUUCAAAUGCACUCCUUGGGUGUCCCUGCUCUCAUCCAAUGUUCUGCUUGCACCGGCAGAACUGAGCCCAAGUAAAGAAGUUGACAGAAUUAUCACAGGGCAUAUUCCAAUGGACUUUUCAGAUUCAAUUGAUCCUAUAGUAACAAGCGAUAUGGAGAUUGGACGUUGGAUGGACAUUCAGUUUGAAACUGAGGAGGUGGUCCUUGAGAUAUGGGAUACUGCACUAGAUGAUCUAGUCGAAGAAGCCAUCUUUGAUUUGUGGCUUGAUCUCUCAGCUGACUGGUAAUACUACUUUUGUUCAUAGUUGAAAAAAAUUGAGACAACGAGUGCAGUAAACCAUGUUUAUACUACAAUAACCGAAAGAGAAAUAUGUUAUAAGCUUGUCAAAGGAAAGAAUGGAUUGGUAGAAGCAAUAAUAGAGUUCUGCAGUGUCGCUUUCGUGUUGGUUACAGUUUACGCCUAAAUACUAAUUCUUAUUGUUGUGGGGACUGUAAGAAGCUUGAGUGUAGGUAUGCAUAAUGUAUACUGCUGUAUGUGUCAAUUUUCUAUUUCCCUUUAAUGACUAAAGAAUGCUAGAUUUCGAGAUGUCUUUUGCAACUACAUGGCCAUUUAAAUGAUCAAAUUCAACUA